Molecule: messenger RNA, 348 nt
Organism: Sinocyclocheilus grahami
Lineage: Eukaryota; Metazoa; Chordata; Actinopteri; Cypriniformes; Cyprinidae
Product: autophagy-related protein 9A-like
Exons: 4
Biological process (GO): piecemeal microautophagy of the nucleus; autophagy of mitochondrion; reticulophagy
Cellular component (GO): autophagosome; phagophore assembly site
Source: RefSeq, a predicted model, not a curated record
AAAGGCAGCAGAAGGGAUAGUGAGUGACAGGAGAUUCGGAGGCUGACAGCGGGAUGGCCCACUUUGAUACAGAGUACCAGCGCCUGGAGGCGUCCUACAGCGACUCCCCUCCCGGAGAAGAGAAUCUGCUGGUGCAUGUUCCAGAGGGAUCCAAAUCUCCAUGGCACCACAUUGAAAAUCUGGACCUAUUCUUCCAGAGAGUCUAUAAUCUACACCAGAAGAAUGGAUUCACUUGUAUGCUGCUGGGAGAAAUAUUUGAGCUUGUGCAAUUGGUGUUUGUGGUGGCAUUCACAUUGUUCCUGGCUAAUUGUGUGGACUAUGACAUCCUCUUUGCCAACAAGUUUGUUA